UCAGGACUCAUUCAUUCCCGCAGCGGACCUCCGCGGAGACUCACAGCACAAAUGGAGCCGUUUCACAAAGAAAAGUGGACUUUUUUUCGUCUCCAAUGGAAUGAAUUUGUGUAAUUACGGAUACCCUUGUCUCAGCUUUGAACAUUUCUUUCCCGUGAUACCCCAGUGAGGACAGCGGGGGCUGACCGGACCCUCCGUCCACUCACGGCCGCCUCCCCGCGCAUCACCUGCGGCUCGCCUUCCGCGCAGCGCCCGCUGGAUCCCGCGGUGCCGGUGGUUGCAGGCAAAGUUGCGCUGUGGGAUGUUCAGAGUUCUGGCUCUGACUCUUGAUUCUGCAGCGGAGGAGAUGCUGUCUGUGGAGUUCGAUGCCGAGAGCGCAGAUUGCAUGUCAUAAUAAUCACAAUAAUCUGGAGACCUUUUGGAUCCAGCUCUGGUAAAGCUGCAAAACAGCCUGUGGAGACUCUUAUCAGCCUUUUUCCACCUAUGAAAAACCUGAGCACAUCAUGGAAAACCGUCGGCCACUGGUUCCUUUACUGGUUUUAGCUGCACUGGGAACUUUGGUGCAUGGAUCUCGACCCAGGCUGGAGGAUGCAGCCCCUCGGGUUGUAGAACAUCCAUCUGAUCUGAUUGUGUCCAAGGGAGAGCCGGCCACGCUCAACUGCAAGGCCGAGGGCAGGCCCACUCCCAUCAUUGAGUGGUACAAAGAUGGCGAGCGGGUUGAGACGGAUCGAGAGGAUCCUCGGUCCCAUCGGAUGCUAUUACCCAGCGGCUCCCUCUUUUUCCUGCGAAUUGUUCACGGACGGCGAAGCAAGCCAGAUGAAGGCGUGUACGUGUGCGUGGCGCGGAACUACCUGGGAGAGGCAGUUAGUCGCAAUGCAUCGCUGGAAGUAGCAAUUCUAAGAGAUGACUUCCGUCAGACACCCAGUGAUGUGAUAGUGGCAGCAGGUGAGCCAGCGGUUAUGGAGUGCAUCCCCCCCAGAGGACAUCCAGAGCCCACCAUCUCCUGGAAGAGAAACAACAUCCGGGUCAACGAUCGAGAUGAAAGGAUUACUAUACGAGGAGGAAAGCUGAUGAUUUCUAACACCAGAAAAAGUGAUGCUGGCAUGUACGUCUGCGUGGGAACCAACAUGGUUGGAGAAAAAGACAGUGAUCCUGCUGAGCUCGUGGUGUUUGAGAGGCCAAUUUUCACCAAACAGCCGGUGAACCAGGUGGUGUUGGCUGAUGACACUGUGGAUUUCUUCUGCGAGGUGCACGGCGACCCGACUCCGACGAUCCGCUGGCGGCGAGAGGAGGGGGAGCUGCCCCGCGGCAGGUAUGAGAUCCGCAGUGACAACAGUCUGCGACUGACCCAGGUGCGAGCGGAGGACGAGGGCACGUACACGUGCACGUCGGAGAACAGCGUGGGAAAAGCAGAGGCGUCAGGAAUCCUGCAGGUUCACGUGCCUCCUCAGAUCGUCGUCCGGCCUCGAGACCAGAUCACAGCUCCAGGUCGCACCGUAACCUUCCUCUGCGGUACCAAAGGAAACCCGCCUCCAGCCGUCUUCUGGCAGAAAGAAGGCAGCCAGAUCCUGCUGUUCCCCAUCCAGGAGCCAUCCCAGUCGGGUCGGUUCUCCGUGUCGCUGAGCGGUGAGCUGACCAUCACCGACGUGCGCGUGGAAGACUCCGGCUUCUACAUCUGCCAAGCCAUCAGCGUGGCCGGCAGCAUCCUGACCAAGGCCCUGCUCGAGGUGGAAAGUGCACCGUCGGACCGGGUCCCUCCCAUCAUCCGCCAGGGUCCAGCCAAUCACACGUUAGCUCCUGGUUCCACCGCUCAGCUACACUGCCACAUCAUGGGAAACCCCCUUCCCAGCAUCCAAUGGGAAAAGGAUGGCCAGAGAAUCCUGGGAAAUGACGGUCGCAUAAGCUUGAUGGAAAAUGGCACUUUCCAAAUUUCCAACCUCCAGGAAACGGACUCUGGAGUGUACACCUGUCUGGCUUCCAGCUCCAGUGGAGAGACGAGUUGGAGCGGAGUUCUCACUGUCAAAGAGAGCGCUGACCCAUCUGUUGCUCAGACCGCCGAGCCGUUCCAGCUGCCGGGUCCACCGCACAAACCUAUCGUAACUGACGUGUCCAAGAACAGCGUUUCUUUGACCUGGCAACCCAACGCACACGAGGGCGGAGCCGCCGUCACCUCCUACAUCAUCGAAGCCUUCAGCCAAUCAGCAGGCAGCACCUGGCAGACGGUGGCUGACAUGGUCAAGAUGGAGACGCACACAAUCACGGGCCUUCUCCCCAACACCAUCUACCUGUUCAUCGUCCGGGCAGUGAACGCCUACGGCCUGAGCGACCCCAGCCCCAUCUCCGAGCCGGUCAGAACUCAAGAUGUGAACCCCACAGGUCAGGGCGUGGACCACCGGCAGGUCCAGAGGGAUCUGGGAGAGGUGGCAGUUCAACUCCAGGACCCUGUCAAGCUAACGGCGUCUUCCAUCCGAGUGUCCUGGACCGUGGACCGUCAGUCCCAGUACGUCCAGGGCUACCGCCUCUUUUACCGGCCCAGUGGGGGGACGUGGGUCCUACAGGACAUCAACUCCCCCUCUGAGCGCAGCAGCAUCCUCACCAACCUGCUGAAAGGAACCGAGUACGAGAUGAAGAUCCGGCCGUACUUCGACGAGUUCCAGGGCAGGGACAGCCGGACGCUGCUGGUCCGAACCCCGGAGGAAGCCCCAAGUGCCCCGCCCAGAGCUGUAACCGUGACAACGGUGAAGCUGAGCAACGGCUCCGGCAUCAGCGUCUCUUGGGAGCCUCCGCCCAGCGACAUGCAGAAUGGGAUUAUCCAGGAGUACAGGGUCUGGUGCGUCGGCAGCGGCGGCGACAACCAGACACGCUACUACAUCAACAAGACGGUGGACGGCAGCACGCUGACCACGGUUCUGAAGGGCCUGAUGCCAGCGGUGCUGUACCAGGUGGAGGUGGCGGCGGUGACCGGCGCCGGCGUGGGCACUUGCAGUGAACCGGUGUCCGUGCUCAUCAAGCUGCCAGCUGAUCAGCCCUCCGUCCCCGGCGGCAGCGGCGUUGGCACCGGUGACGGCAGCGAGGAGAGCAGCGUGAGUCUGGCCGAGCAGAUCACCGACGUUGUGAAGCAGCCGGCGUUCAUCGCGGGCAUUGGCGGAGCCUGCUGGGUCAUCCUCAUGGGCUUCAGCGUCUGGAUCUACUGCCGCAGAAAGAAGAGGAAGGAGCUGAGCCACUACACCGCCUCGUUCGCCUACACGCCAGCAGUCGGUUUCCCUCACGGGGAUGGAUCGGGACUCAAUGGAAGGCCUGGAGUGCUGGGAGGAAGCAUCGGCAACUACCCCUGGCUGGCAGACUCUUGGCCCACAACCAACUUAGUUCACAGCGGUAAAGAGGCCGUCAACUGCUGCACCACCAAUCACGACACGGCUGAGAGAUACUACAACGAAGCCGGCAUCUCAAACUACCUGAAUCAGACGGAGAAGUACAGCAUGGGCGGCUCCACCGAGGGCCCCAUCUACAGCACCAUAGACGCCACCAGCGAGGACCUGCACGGCUUCGCCUACACCCAGAACACGACUCCGUACGCCACCACCUCCAUCAUGCCCUUCACCAACCAGACUCAGGCUCCAGCUCAUACUGGCGACCAGCAGGACAACGGCCACUGGAUCACACAGCCUGGACCCUCCGGGGCCCAGUACGCUCAGCCGGACCGCUGCAGUGGUAAGCCCAACCAGAAGGCGAUGGGUAAGGCUGUGAAGACCCCGUCUCUGAGCUGGAUGGAGGCCCUGCCCCCCCCUCCACCCGCCGGAGACUUGGAGCAGUGCGACGAGGACGAGCAGCCGCUGGAGCCUGAUGACACGGACGUGGGCUCGGAGGAGGAGUGGUGUCCGCCCCUCCCAGAGAGGACUUACCUCAUGGAGGGCUGUGAGAAUGGGCUUCCUCCUCCUCAGAGGAACGCCUGCUCCCCAGCCACCUCCUACAGCCACCAGUCCACUGCUACGCUCACCCCGUCCCCCCACGAGGAGCCCAGAGACCCCCAUGACCUCCCCCACCUCAACCAACUGGAAGGCCAGCAACCGCCACGCAGAAGAUUACCCUGCGGUCCAGUUCCAGUUCCCCAGGUGCCGAGCCCCCCGCUCACGCAGUCCAACCCCAACCUCUCGGGCCAGCAGCGCCACGGCUCAUCGGAGGUUGGCACGCAGCAGUGCCAAAGUCACGCCCACCGCGGCCUCCACAGCCAGGGACCAGCUCGGAGCGAGGACGAUGUCGGCGUCAGCGCCACCACGCCUGUGCACAGCCGCUCCUCCCCUGCAGAAACAUGCACUCCUCCCAACCAAAAAUCCCGGUCGAAGAAGAAGGUGUCCAAGAGUUCAGCAUAUAGGCGAGAUAUUCAAGGAGACCUGCCCCCCCCUCCGGAGCCCCCUCCAGAGGAGGACCGGCUGCAGGGCCCCCCCGGCUGCGUGGAGCUGAACGGCGUGGCGGCCGGGGCUCCGUCGUCCCUGGAGAGGAGCGAGUACAGCAGCGUUGGACAGCAGCGGAAAGGCUCUGGACAGCGACACACUGACAAUGAAGACAUGGUGCUGUACAGCAGUAAGGGCGGCUACCUGUCCAAGAACCAGAUGUCCGGUAGCUACUCAACUACAGGAAGUUCCUCAUCCAGAGGCUCCACCGGCUCCCGUGGGCUCAACUCGGCCAGGAAACACAACGAGGAGAUGAGAUAAGGACCCAGUGGCUCUGCCGCCUCCAUCGCCGCCUCCAUCUUUUCCACUGUGGACUAAAUGAAAUAAACAAGAAGCUAUUGCUUUUCAGGACAUGUCAUUGCUGUGAAAGAAAGAACAGACUUUACGAGCUGAUUUUUGAUUAUUUAUGAGUUUGACUUCGCCUACCGUCCAUAUUUUGUAAAUACAUCUGUCUGUACUGUUCUUCUGUGGGCUCUUGAUACAGGGAAAGUAUAUUGUAUUUAUGAGGAUAAAAAAAUUACAAAUGUUAAAAAAAAAAAAAGCCUGUUAUUAAAAAAAACAAACAAAACGUCUUCUUGAAUGUGCCAACAUUUUUGUCCAUAUGUAUAGUUUCUGGAGAAGCAUUAACUGCUGUUGCACUCUUGUUGUCCUGGAAAAACAACAAAAUCUGAAGCACAAGUGAAGUUAGUUUGAAGGUGGAGAGGUGGAGCCGGAAUAGCCAAAACGACGUGGAAGGACGCCUGCGGCCCGAGCGUUCCCUGUCUGCAGAGUCACUUAUGAAUGUCGAACUUUUCUGUUUCCUCCUGGGUUCGGUGUCAGCUGACAGACGGACGGAUGGAUGGACGGAUGGAUGGGCUCCGUGAAAGUUUGAUUGUAAACCCCCUCAGUAUCUGGGAGAUUGUUUGCUGCAGAUAUACAUUUUUCAUAUUCUCCUAAAACCAACAGAAACAUGUCUGUGGACUGACCUUUUGUA
Cololabis saira (Pacific saury) is the source of this 5424-nucleotide messenger RNA. RefSeq names its product roundabout, axon guidance receptor, homolog 3 (Drosophila) (gene robo3). The transcript is spliced from 27 exons. Lineage: Eukaryota; Metazoa; Chordata; Actinopteri; Beloniformes; Belonidae. Bases 504 to 4712 code for a protein of 1402 amino acids. Gene Ontology annotation, molecular function: protein binding. Gene Ontology annotation, cellular component: plasma membrane; axon. Gene Ontology annotation, biological process: axon guidance; cell-cell adhesion. The record is from RefSeq and is a predicted model, not a curated record.